CUAAACUCAGCAGGAGAAAAGGAGGAACACCUUGCCACGAACUGAAUCCGAAUUGAAAUCGAGCUGAAGAAGGUCAACAGGCUCAUGAAUAUGUAAAUACAGCCUCGGAGCUUCGAUCGAAGAACAAAUUAAAUUAAAAACAAAAACAAAAAAACUUCACGGAAGAAACGAUAUAAAAUCAAAACAAUGUCAAGCUGUUCGGACGAGAAGAUAGAAACCAAAGCGCCGGUGCUGAUCGAGACCUUACCGGAGCUGGUCGAGGAUGAUAACCAGCUGAUCAAGAUCGGCAUCGCCGCCAUGGAUCGCAAGGCCAGAUCCAAGCCGAUGCGUAACAUUUUAUCCAGACUCGUGGCUACCAACAAAUUCGAAUGCAUCAUCUUUGGCGAUAAAGUGAUCCUGGAUGAAGACGUCGAAAAUUGGCCGGUUUGUGACUUUUUAAUCAGCUUCUUUUCGACUGGCUUUCCGAUGGAUAAAGCUAUACGAUACGUGAAUCUGAGGAACCCGAUCCCAAUAAAUGAUCUCCCCCUGCAAAAGCUUUUCUGGGAUCGUAGAUUAGUGCUAGCAAUCCUAGAUAAAAUAGAAGUCCCGACUCCCAAAAGAUGUGAAUUAAACCGCGAUGGAGGGCCGAAGGUAGAUAAGGAGGUGGCGAGUGAGAUCGAGCGUCGAUUCGGAUUGAAGCUCAAUGCCCCACGUCCGCCUCCUAAAUCGUUUCAAGUCCAAAACGACUCGGCUCUGCUGAUCGAUGGUAUCAGGAUGGAGAAACCGUUUGUUGAGAAACCCGUUAGUGGUGAAGACCAUAACAUCAAUAUCUACUUUGGCGGAGGUAAUGGUGGCCGGAAGUUGUUUCGCAAGAUUGCAAACCAGUCCUCAAUUCUUGAUCCUGAGCUAUCAGAUCCACGUACAGAGGGCUCAUUCAUAUACGAGCAAUUUAUGAAGACGGACAACUAUGAAGACAUCAAGAUAUACACCCUCGGCCCGGAUAUCGUGCAUGCGGAGACCCGCAAGUCGCCGGUAGUCGAUGGGAUUGUAAAGAGAAACUUGGACGGAAAAGAGAUUCGGUAUGUGGUCGAGUUGACCCCCGAGGAACGCGAGAUCGCUCGCAAGAUUAGCACGGCUUUUAGUCAAACCGUAUGCGGCUUUGAUAUCUUGAGAGUCAAGGGAAAGAGCUACGUUAUCGACGUUAAUGGGUGGAGCUUCGUCAAGGGAAACGAUAGCUAUUAUGAUAAAUGUGCUGACACGUUGGCCAAGUUUUGCUUGAAAGCAAUGCCCUCAUUGACGCUUCCAUCGCCCAACCCCCGUCAAGAUUCGAAACAGAAACCGACAGUCUCUUCUUGGAAACUUAAAGCUAUGAUCUGUGUUUUCCGCCAUGCCGAUCGGACCCCUAAAAAUAAGUUGAAGUUCAACUUUACUGCAGACGAGCCUGGUUCUCAGCCAUUUAUCAAGCUUUUACAGGGAAGAAAAGACGAGAUUAUUCUUCGUACCAGUGAUCAUUUACAGCUGAUUGCCAGUGCGACUGAUGAAGCGAUCACGAUUGACAACUCGGACCAAAGCAAGCUAGAACGACUCAAGCUGAUUCUUUCCUCCAAGAUGGGCAAGCAGGGACUCAAAGCUCAAUUGAAACCUAGCUUCAAAACCGAAGAUGGCUCCUUGGAGAAAAUCACCAUCGUCAUCAAGUGGGGCGGCGAAUUCACUCAUGCGGCUCGAUAUCAGUCUAGGGAUAUUGCUGAAAAUUUCGCGAAGGAUUUGAGAGUCAUGAGCAAAACUAUGUUGGACGACGUGACAAUAUUUACUUCAUCUGAGGGAAGAGUAGUUGCAACUGCUGAGAUAUUUAGCGCUGGUUUGCGGGAGGCUUGCAAGGCCCAUAGUAAAACGGAGCCUAAGACAAUCCCCCUGGUCACACGCAAGGAUCUUCUAGAUGACUCCAAUGCUGCCAAAGAGCCAAUGGAUCGGGUCAAAAAACGAUUGAAAGUGCUUCUGAGACAUAAUCAGGGAAUCGAAGUUGAUUGGCCGAUUGCAGACAAGGAGCCCUUCGAUGUCGUCCAAGAAGUGAUUGCGAUCUUAAAGGAACAGCGUGAUGUGAUGCACAUGAAUUGGGAAAAAAUAGAUGUUGAACAGAUUCAAUCACGUUGGUGCUGUGGCGAGUGUCCGGUUUUAUUCAAGGAGCGCUGGGACAAGCUAUUUAGCGACUGGUGCGAUGGUGCACUUGAUCCUUCAAGAGUUUGCGAAUUAUACGAUUCAUUGAAGUAUGACUCCCUACACAAUCGGACAUUCUUGGAAACGAUUUUUUCGAACUCUUCGACAUGGCCGUCCCCAGUAUGCAGCGAUGCAUCAUCUCCUCUGGCCAUGCCUGGUUCAGCACCAUCGAUGAUGUCUUCCGGCUCUUCAUUCUCUUCCCACCAACAUUUCAACCCGAUCGGUCUAAUCCGAAGUGGUGACUCAUCGCCUACGCCAAUUCCGACUUCGGCAGUCUCGCUUGCUCACCAUCACCAUCCUCGACAAGCUUCGCUCAAGUAUUCAAACCCGCAAAGUCCGGAUGGAACUAUCAAGGAUGAUGAUGCUGGUUGGUGCGAGACAGAAAGCUUGCAGCGCUUGAGGAAACUUUACAAAGAUGCAAAGUUACUUUUUGAUCUUAUUGCGCCCCAGGAAUAUGGAAUCGACCAAAGCGAGAAACGUGAAAUCGCUCUGUUGACAUCCUUACCUCUCUUGCAGAAAAUCGUGAACGAUUUGAAUGCAGCUAAAGAAAGUCAAGGAGGUCUUGCUAGAUUCUAUUUUACUAAAGAGUCACACAUGCACACCUUAGUCAAUUUAAUCAAGCUAUCCAAAUUGAAACUAGCUCAUCGAGACGUGAUGGAAUUAGAUUACAUGGUAAAUUCAACCGCAGAGAGAAAAGCCAGGAUGUUAACGGACUGCUAUCUAUGCUUCGAAGUUUACGAGCGAAUUUCAGAAGUAGAGAAAAGCGAACAUUCUGUGCGAAUUUCGCUGUCUGAAGGCGCCCAUGGAAUCCCACUGGACACUAGUCUGGAUGCCAAACACGCUUUGCAAGUGAUCCCACGAAAACAAUUGAUUCCUCAUAAAGACCUUGACGAAGUGAUCGCUAGCCUAGAAGAUUGGGGCGAGAAUCUGUUCGAACUGAAGAAGAGUACGACCCCGUAUGAUGGCUUCUUACCGCUCGAAGGCGAAGACAUCUUUUCCAAGGAAAGCCUCAAGCUCUCUCCACAACCUCAGACCAGCUCAUAAUCGACCCGGGCUCGACGAUCACAAAUAGAUUUCAAAUUCCUCACAUCCCUGUAUUCUGUAUUCGUUUUUCUAUCAUCUUCUCUUACCUCCCGCAGCACACCACUGAUCAUUAUUAUAAUCAUUUUCUAUUGGACCAAUCGUCCCUCGCAUCUAAUUCAACAAGUCACUCGAAUCCAUUUCAACAAUUCUUUGCGGAUUGUGUACAUACACAGAUAGAAGUCUACCCUAACCGGCACUCCGACUUAUUCUUUCUUCCUAAUAUAAUAAAUGUAUCUUCGUCUUUCUCCCGCGUUUACUUAUUCAUCUUUGUUGUUACAUAUUGUUUGUCAAACUGUUUGACGAUCAUGGGAAUUCGAUUCUGGCUACGUGCUCUGUCGUGACA
Molecule: messenger RNA, 3619 nt
Organism: Puccinia graminis f. sp. tritici CRL 75-36-700-3
Lineage: Eukaryota; Fungi; Basidiomycota; Pucciniomycetes; Pucciniales; Pucciniaceae
Exons: 19
Coding region: 187-3237 (1016 amino acids)
Biological process (GO): inositol phosphate biosynthetic process; inositol metabolic process
Cellular component (GO): cytosol
Molecular function (GO): 5-diphosphoinositol pentakisphosphate 1-kinase activity; diphosphoinositol pentakisphosphate kinase activity; ATP binding
Source: RefSeq, a predicted model, not a curated record